Cariama cristata (Red-legged seriema) is the source of this 1043-nucleotide messenger RNA. RefSeq names its product pancreatic alpha-amylase-like. The annotation marks the transcript as partial. The transcript is spliced from 6 exons. The record is from RefSeq and is a predicted model, not a curated record. NCBI's taxonomy places the organism in Eukaryota, Metazoa, Chordata, Aves, Cariamiformes, Cariamidae. Gene Ontology annotation, molecular function: alpha-amylase activity; cation binding. Gene Ontology annotation, biological process: carbohydrate metabolic process.
AGGAACAUAAAUAGGCAGUAAGAAGAGUGCAACUGAUCACAGAGCACAGGAUGGGCAUCUAUUUUCUUCUGUUAAUUGUAGGGUUUUGCGGGGCACAGUACAACCCCAAUACUCUCUCUGGGAGGACGUCUAUUGUACAUCUCUUUGAAUGGCGCUGGGCAGAUAUUGCUCUUGAGUGUGAACGCUAUUUAGCUCCUAAUGGAUUUGGAGGAGUUCAGAUUUCGCCUCCAAAUGAAAAUGUUAUCAUUACUGACCCCUGGAAACCAUGGUGGGAAAGAUACCAGCCCAUCAGCUACAAACUGUGCACGCGAUCUGGAAAUGAAACUGAAUUUACAGACAUGGUGACCAGGUGCAACAAUGUUGGAGUACACAUUUAUGUGGAUGCAGUAAUCAACCAUAUGUGUGGAGCCAAUGCUGGUGCUGGUGACCAUGCUACUUGUGGAAGCUAUUUCAAUGCAAAAGCUGAAGAUUUUCCAGCUGUGCCAUAUUCUGACUGGGACUUUAAUGAUGGUAAAUGUAAAUCUAGAAGUGGAGACAUUGAGAAUUAUCAUGAUAUAUCUCAGGUCCGAGACUGCCGCUUGGUUAGCCUUCUUGAUCUGGCCCUGGAGAAGGAUUACGUACGCUCAAAAGUUGCUGAGUACAUGGACUACCUCAUUGAUAUUGGUGUAGCAGGCUUCCGAAUUGAUGCUGCCAAGCAUAUGUGGCCUGAGGAUGUGAAGGCAAUUUUAGACAAGCUGAAAGAUCUAAAUACUAAAUGGUUUUCUGCAGGAACAAAACCUUUCAUUUACCAGGAGGUAAUUGACUUGGGCGGAGAGCCAAUCAAAGGCAGUGACUACUUUGGAAACGGCCGAGUGACAGAAUUCAAGUACGGUGCAAAACUGGGGACAGUGAUCCGCAAGUGGAACGGAGAAAAGAUGGCCUACUUAAAGAACUGGGGAGAAGGCUGGGGCUUUGUGCCUUCCGACAGAGCUCUGGUCUUUGUGGAUAAUCACGACAACCAACGGGGGCAUGGGGCCGGCGGAGCUUCCAUUCUGACCUUCUGG